UAAUACCUAAGCACCUAGACUUUUGUCGGCUCACUCUGCAAACCUUCCUCCUGCACUUCGUUUCCAAUGUCUUGUGGUGUUAUCGCUCGGUGCUGAAGAAGUGCUCCACCGCCGCCGCCGCUUCCCGCUUGCUUGCAGACCAAACGUGCUCUUAAUGGGUCCUGCGAUGAGGUGGAUGCUUCUGCUGGCGCUUGUCGGCACCGCGCUCGCCUAUAGGCCUGAGUUUCACGUCAACAUCACCGAACAAGGUUGUCCAGGCCGGCCGUCGCUGACAAAGCCAGUCUUUUGCUACUACGAAGGUCGUGCCUCCGUGCUGGAUCUGGAGCCAUGCCUUUGUUCGCAUUUGGUGCUCACCCACGCCGCUCGUUUCCCCAAGGUGUCAUCUCAGAAGACGCCGGUUGCUCCAAUGACCCUUCACCCAGGUCUUGUGCGGGCUGCUCGCUACCUGAAGGAACGCAACCCCGACCUGAAGGUCAUCGGCAGGAUUAGCGGAAACGCGAGGACGGCACUCUUGUCCGGCAAAGGCACAGAAGUGGCAGCCAACGUCGCGAUGAUGGUCAAGCGAUACGGCUUGCACGGAAUCGAAGUUGCUUUAGAAUGGGAAGGCUCAAAGAUGGCUGGGGGGGCUCACGGAAAGCAGAGACUCACAGCUUUUGUCAAGGGCCUUCGUGGAGCCUUGUCAAUUGUUUCUGGUUAUCCGAGGCGCUCUCGCCGCAGCUAUUCCGUUCACGAGGAGGUUGCAGAUGACAUCCCCUCUCCGAGUUGGAGAUCAGAUCGCUAUGUGAGGUACAACAGCUCGGCAGUUGGCCCUGAGACGUCGGCCAGCGAGACGAGGGUGCAAAUCGAGGACCGUGUGGUACUCAUUCUGCAGGUGCCAACUAGCUCCUCGACCCUGGGCAAGAUGUUCGACCUGAAGCCGCUGUCUAAGUACGUUUCAUUUUUCACUGUUCCUACCGACACCUUGAUCGACGCAUCAGAGACGGGUCUCACCUUCCAUCACAGUCGACUCAUGGGUCUAUCUGAUUUGCUCAAUACGGAUACCGUUCUGGAUUUGCUCACUGGGAUGGGAGCGCCGAUGUACAAAUUGAUCAUCACAGUUCCCGCCACUGGCCUUUACUUUAAUCUGCGAACUGCCUCCAGAAACAAACCUCGCUCUCCAGCCCACUGGCCACCAUAUUUAAUUUCGUAUCAACAGGUCUGCGGUGCGAUUAAAGAAGGAGGUUGGACAGUGGAGCGAGACGAAGACCUUACAGCACCCUACGCGUUCAGAAAUCAUUCUUGGAUGGCAUUUGAUGAUGCAACGAGCGCAGAAAUAAAAGGAAAAUAUGCUCUGCUCCGCGAUGUCGCCGGUGUUGCGAUUUACCCGAUUGACAAUGACGACCUUAAAGGCGAGUGCGGCAAGGGUACAAACGCCCUGACGAGGACUCUGCACGCCACCCUGAUGAACCUGUCCAGGAAGCCGCGUAGCGCCGUCCUGCAAAGCCUAAUCGAUCCCCUGGAAGCCGCAAAUGGCCCUCAACUGCAGACCUCCGCUCAGACGCUACAGCCUGUCACCGUUUCUCCCUUCAGGAUUGUUCGCGUGCUUGACCGAGCAGGUGCUGUGCAGGUCAUUCGGCGAGGCGUCCAAACGCAGUUUGAAUGCUCCAGGCAGGGAUACUUCAGACACCCUCAAGGAUGUGACAGGUUUUAUCGCUGCGUGAAAUUCGAUCAGACGAGUGACGACUUUGAAGUGUUUGAGUACGACUGCCCACCCGGAUUAGCUUUUGACGAGCGGCUGGAGGUUUGCGUUUGGCCAGGUCAAACCAACGCUUGCGAUGGCUCCAGUGAAAUUCGUCCAGUUCCUCGAGCGAAGUUCAUCUGCCCCGGCACUGGUUUCUAUGCCGACCCUGAAAACUGCCGCUGGUUCUUUGCCUGCAUGGAUCACGGAAGUGGUGGAUCGAGAAUCACCCCUUACGAAUUUAGGUGUCCAUUCGGUCUCGGCUUUGACGAACGCAGCCAGAUGUGCAACUGGUCGUGGCUGGUCAAUGCGUGCGGCAACAGUCUGGACAACGGAAACUUUGAUCAGUUGAAUCCAACGACCACGAGACCCACUUCCACGUUCAGGCCGUCGACGUUCGCGCCCCUCCCAACGCCACCGGCUGCAAUUAUUUCUCCCCAGUUCGUCAACAACGGUCUGAAAGCACCUCCUCCGCCAACUUUUAACAUUCCCAUUCCUGUCAAUGGCCCGACCUUCGGCCCAACCCCGGCAACUAUUUUGACCACUGUCCCCGUUGCAGCGGCUCCCAUAGUUCCCGUGCCAACCAUUGUCCACGACGGUGGCUACAACUAUGACGUGCCGGCUAACCCGCUUUUACUCCCUAAUGAAGUCUUCUUCGUCACUCCACAACCCGUUCCUGUGACUCCUCAGCUUGUUUUCGGAGACCGCAUCCCUCUGAGGCCAUCAGUGACUAUUAUUUCUGAAAACAAUGAAAAUGCCUUCAACGCCGCUGCCGUUGGCGGAGUUGCGAGCACCACAGCGCGACCCGGAUUCAGUGUUCGUCCGACUGUCCCUGGCCGACCAAGUGUUUCGGACUUUGUGAUCACAGCCAAACCUGCCGUAGAGGAUUCAUCUGACGCGUCGAUGGAAACUUCGACUACGUCUGCAAUGCAGAAUCUUGUCAGCUCUUUCAACAAUAUGAUCAGUGGGCUGCUCGGCGUCAACAACCAAAUACAGCAGAUGAUUCAAAAGGACAUGAACUCGCAGACUGCCGGCUCCGGUGCAGCAAGCGCCGCGGCCGCCACCACGACGACGACAACCGAGAGGCCUACAGGUACGGCACAAUUCCAAGACAUCCUCAGGCAACAACUGCAGCAACAGCGGGAGCAACAACUGGCAGACCAACAGCGGGAGCAACAACAACAAUGUGCAGCCACGAACAGUUGCCAGACACAACAACAGCAACAACAACAACAACAGCAACAGCAGCAACAACAACAACGGCAGCCAGUUGCUCCGGCUGUCACGAGUCAAUUCUCGAGCAGUUCAAGCAGCAGCUCGAGCUCAGCAGCAGCAGCUAGUGCUAGUGCCGCUUCUUCCGCCAGAAACCAAACCGUCGGCGUUUUCAACAACGGACAGUUCAGACCGGAGACAACCACAGCCUCGGCCGUCGCGUCCGCCAGCGCUUCCGCGUCCAGCUCGGCCAGCAGCUCAAGCUCUGCCUCUAGUUUUGCUGGAGCCGGAUUAGUUCAGCGUCCGAUCAAUGUUGCCGACCUGCAAGGAUCACAGAGCGUGAACCAGGAUGUUUACUCUGAAGAAUACGACUCGGCAGGUAGCUCAACUAUUAUCAGGCCAAGAGUCUUCAGUGCCGAGGCGAAACCCAUUUCUCUGAUCAUGAGACCAAACCACGCAAACAAAAUUCCUUUGGUUGAAAAACUGCAAGCCGCAAACAACAUGCACUUUGCUCGAAAUCUAAAUAUCGACGAUGAGGGCGGAAAAAUGGCUUCAAACGACACUCUCGGGCCCGAGAUUUGCCAACGUAAGGGUCUGUUCAGACACCCGCACGAUUGCAACAAGUUUUACGAAUGUUUCUACGAAGAAACCGCAGUCAAGUACAACAUUCGUGUGUUUGACUGUCCUGUGCGACUGUCAUACGACCCUAAGGCUACGGCUUGCAACUGGCCUAUUAAUGGCCCGGGGUGUACGUCAAACCAACUGAUACUUCAUUCAUAAAUGCUACUCUUCAAAGCAGUUCAUCAUAAAUUGUUAAACACAUGUUAUAUUCUUUAUAGGCGUAUGAGCGUUGAAUGCCACUGUACAAUCUGAAUCAUUUUGUUUAUAUAUGAAUAAUCUAAGCGUCUAUGAACUAUAAAAGAAUGGGUGUAUUGUUGCCAGUUAAGUGCGUAUAUUUGUUUAGAUUUAAGGCCGAAAAAACGUGCCAUGCGUUUUUAAGAAGACCACACAACCCAACUUAUUAGCAUGUAAUUUUUUCCUUUUGUGAGAUUUUUGCUCAGUCAGAAGCACAAAAGCACUAACAACCAAUGUUACUGUAUAAACACCAUCCAACAUACUAACUCGUAAACGUAAUUUACUUCAAAAUUUCAUCACCUUCCAAAGUUUUGUGAUUGAUUUCAAUUUGCUUUUGACAUGCGAAUAUAACUAUAACCAUGACAAUGUUACCAAUUGUAUUUAUAAAAAAUGUAGCUAUAUCAAUCAACUGUUUAAUAAAUUUUAUAGCAAAACAA
Cloeon dipterum is the source of this 4221-nucleotide messenger RNA. RefSeq lists its product as uncharacterized. The transcript is spliced from 11 exons. The record is from RefSeq and is a predicted model, not a curated record. Gene Ontology annotation, molecular function: chitin binding; chitinase activity. NCBI's taxonomy places the organism in Eukaryota, Metazoa, Arthropoda, Insecta, Ephemeroptera, Baetidae. Gene Ontology annotation, cellular component: extracellular region. Gene Ontology annotation, biological process: chitin catabolic process; carbohydrate metabolic process. The coding region runs from base 155 to 3709 and encodes 1184 amino acids.